CACAGCAGCACCCUGAAAAUUCUGUUCUCAUUUUCAGGUUUCAUUUCACUUUUCUACUCUGUCCUCCAUGCUACAGGAGAGCAAGAAGGGGACAGUGUCAGGCACAAAGCUGGGAGAAAUCCUCAGGUGCCCUGUACUUACUCUGCAACAGAGAGAAAGAUGCUGCAAAUUAGUAAAGAUGCUUCACCACAUGUAGCUGUUUUGCUGGGUACACAGAAAGGAGGAGAAGGAGGAGAGAUGAGGACAACGAGGACACAUCCUCAUUCUCUCUAUUUUGCUGCUCUGCUACACCCGCACAUGUCAGUCUCUCCCAUCGUCUAUGUGUGUGGUUGUGAUACACCUCAGGAUAAACGAGGAAGAAAUACGCUAUUGGCUAUUUCCUACAUGGUGUGUCAUCUGGCAGGCGGUAUAUAUCACAGGGAAAGCAGGGACCACUCAGUCUCUAAGCAAAGCUGCUUCAGUGUAUAUAGCUCAGAGACACUUUGAGGAUGGAAAGAAAAGGGAAAAGCAGCCCUUGCUUUUCUGAUUCUGACAAGCUCUAAAAAUACCCGACAGAUGAAGGACUAUGUGGAAAACAAAUCCAGUGGAUUUCCAAGAAGUUGUUGUGGGACAGAAGCAGAACAGUGUCCAGAAAGGAAAUAUUAACUGGGAUUUCUUCCCGGGUGCAGAGAAGAAAGUGUUGGGAAUCUCUGAUAUUUCAGCAUCUGAGUCAGCUUCUGUACAUAGGACAUAUGGGACUGAAAAACGACAGCAGCUGGAGAGUUUCUGAAACAAAGUCCCCAUGCAGUCAGCAUAGGAACAAGGACCCGUUUACCCACUCUUCUAUGUAGUUUGCAACCACAGGGCAGAUUUUUAAAAUGCAAGGGGGUGUGUGCCCCCCUGCAACCACUGACUGUAGCACCUGAGCUGCCAGUAAGAAGGGCAGGAGGAACAAGCAGCCUGCCCAGGGACACACGCAGUGCUGGAGCUUUGGCUUCCCAAGCCAUGAGCAGGCACACGUGGUUCCCACUGCAGUAUAUCUCCAAGCCCCUCUGGAGAGCAGAGAAUCACAGCACAACCAACUUCUUCUCUGCACUGUAUGGCUUUCCUAACAAAUCUUUUUUCCACAGUGACUUGGACCUGGAGGACCUAGGGGACUUUGGCAGCGGGACCCAAUACGAGGGUGAGUCUCAGAGCCGGACAGUGAAGGCGCUGCUGAUUCUAGCCUACUCUGUGAUCAUCUGCAUCUCACUCUUUGGCAACAUCCUGGUGUGCCACGUGGUGAUCAAGAACAAAAGGAUGCACUCAGCCACCAGCCUCUUCAUCGUCAACCUGGCCGUUGCCGACGUGAUGAUCACCAUUCUGAACACCCCCUUCACGCUGGUGCGGUUUGUAAGCAGUACCUGGGUUUUUGGAAAGCUGAUGUGUCACGUAAGCCGGUUUGUUCAGUACUGCUCUGUUCAUGUGUCUGUGCUGACCCUUGCAGCCAUCGCUCUGGAUCGGCAUCAGGUUAUUAUGCACCCUCUGAAGCCGCGCAUGUCCAUGGUGAAAGGAGGAAUUUGCAUCAUUAUCAUCUGGGUUAUGGCAAGCUGCUUCUCACUGCCUCAUGCCAUUUAUCAGACUUUGACAAGAUUUUAUAUUGGAAACAGAACAAUACGAAUGGUCUGCCUUCCCAGCUUCCCUCCUCCUGCUGAUCUUUUCUGGAAGUAUUUGGAUUUGACUACUUUUGUGCUCUUGUAUGUCCUGCCCUUGCUUGUCAUCUCCAUCACAUAUACCAUGGUGGCCAAGAAGCUCUGGCUGAGAAACGCCAUCGGGGAUCUCACCAUGCAGCAAUACUAUGCCCAUCAACGGAAAAAGAAGAUGACACUGAAGAUGCUGAUGGUGGUGGUGGUUGUGUUUGCAGUGUGCUGGUUCCCCCUGAACUGCUAUGUGGUGUUGAUCUCCUGUAGGGCCAUCCACAGUAGCAAUGCUCUGUACUUUGCUUUUCACUGGUUUGCCAUGAGCAGCACCUGCUACAAUCCCUUCAUUUACUGCUGGUUGAAUGAGAACUUCAGAUCUGAGUUGAAGUCCCUGCUGUGUGUGUGCCAGCGAAGUAGCGCAGCCCAGAGUCAUGCUCUGCAGUCCAUCUCCCCCUCUUUCAGGCAUGCCUGGGUUGAGAACUGCCAUUAUAAAAGAGGCAGUGCCUGCCAGAAGGCAGGAGUAUCCUCCCAGAGGAACUCUGCAAAGACAGAUAUAUCUAGUGUUCAGCCAUCUGCGGCAGAAAACUAAAGCCUUCAUCUGAUGGCCAGGCAGCAUUGUGUUAUAAUUGCAGAGACAUAAGAAAGAAUUAGUUGGAAAGGACUGCUGGAGACCAUCGAGUCCAACCUUCUGCCCAAACCAAGCUAGCCUCAGCGUUCAACUGGAUUGUUCAGGACCUUGUGCAGUCAGGUCUUCAGAAAUCUCCAGGGAGGGACUGCCCGCAUGUGAGCUCCAGAAUGAGGGAUGCGGAGUGAGUUUUUAAUUGGAACAGUCAGCAAAAUAAAGAGAAUUCUCUAACAACACACAAAAUCUUUCAUAGACUAAACAAAUAAGGGGAACACACACCAACUGAUGAACAUUGAUUUAAACUUAGACAGCUGUUGACGCAUAUAGAAACACUAUCAAUUCCUUCGCUGUAUUUCUUUGUAAUUUCUUCAAGAUGAAUAAUGUUUAUUGCCCUCUACCUUUCCCAGGUGGAAAACUGACGUUCAUUUUCUAACUGUACAUCCUCUGCUAAUCCUUACAGAAGCAGCACUUUCUUCUGUAAGAAUCUGCAGUCUGGCAAUGUUGAGCUGCCUUCAAAGAAUAUUAUUUCCUUGAGAUGCUUACAUUUUUGUAACAGUCUCGCAAACUUUGCCAUCUUUA
Molecule: messenger RNA, 2862 nt
Organism: Pezoporus flaviventris
Lineage: Eukaryota; Metazoa; Chordata; Aves; Psittaciformes; Psittacidae
Product: G-protein coupled receptor 83-like
Exons: 4
Coding region: 985-2247 (420 amino acids)
Biological process (GO): neuropeptide signaling pathway
Cellular component (GO): membrane
Molecular function (GO): neuropeptide Y receptor activity
Source: RefSeq, a predicted model, not a curated record